AUGAAAUUUGCCAAGUUUGUAUUCCCCCGUGACAGAGUGUGCGACAUUCCAGUGGCUGACUCAAUCCACAGAGAGCUGGAACAGGAACUUGUUCCUGAAUGGCGGGCGAAGUAUCUCGACUACAAGACCGGCAAAAAGAAAGUCAAGGCCAUCACUCGGGCCCUGCAAAAGGCACAACGCAGUCCUCAUGUCGGAGCCCAUCGAUAUCCCACCCCGCAAAUUCGCGGUGCAUUACACGCCCUCACAUCGUCCAACCCUGACAAGCAGCUCGAUGCAGAAGAAGAUGUGCCUUUGACGACGCAACGAGGAAAUGCCAAGCCCGCAUCGAUCACACGCUCCACACCUGUGCCUAGGACCGAACGACAGCCGCUUCGCACGCCGGGAUCACGGUUCUCGGAAAACGUUGGUAGUUACGGGAGCAUACUUGCAACUCCUCCACAGCAACACUAUAUCCCAGGCUCAGACACAGCAUCCUUUGAACUACCAGACCCGGCAAUCGACCCAGACGAUGAGUAUCUGUCUCACGCAGAGACUGCAGAUCGCACCAAUGCUCCCCGGACACCAUCCCCGGUCAUGGAUCGACGCAACAUCGGAACCUUGAACCCUUCACCGUCUCAGAGCGGCCCGGCCCCCUCGCCGGAUAGGAGGCCUCAAUCGGAGCCACGUGCGAACUAUCAAAGUCCCGCAAGUGACAGUCUCACAAGGGUGUCAUCGAGCAAGCGAACAUCGCAACUCCUACGGCGUGUAUUCACUGCGGAGGGAGACACUAGUGCGAGGCGAUCACAAUUAGAAUCGAGCGCUGGCGCCGAGCUGGAUAGACGUCAGGACGAAUUCUUUCACUUCUUGGAUAGCGAGUUGGACAAGAUCGAUGCGUUCUACGUGAUGAAGGAACAAGAGGCCACGGAGAAGCUGCGGGUCCUUCGACAGCAGUUGCAUAUCAUGCGUGACCAGCGCAUCCAGGAGGUUCUAGGUGCCAAGAAAGUCUCCAAAAAUAAUAACGCGGAGGCACAGCAACGGGCAAAUGCAUUUGCCAAGCUCAACGGUUCCCUCCUCAAAGACACAUUUGUUGGGAAGGGUCGUUUUGGCAAGAACUCGGAAGCACUGGCGGAGAUGGCGACGCCUGGCAUACAUCCCGAAGACCGGGAAUUUAUCGUCAACCGGAGGGACUUCAUGCGGCGGCAGGAUCCACCGAAUCAAGAGGUCUCAUAUCGCUCCGCUAAACGCAAGCUCAAACAUGCGUUGCAAGAAUUCUAUCGUGGAGUGGAGCUUCUCAAGGGAUAUGCUUACUUGAAUCGAACGGCUUUCCGGAAGAUUAACAAGAAAUAUGACAAAGCAGUCAAUGCCCGUCCACCGUUGCGUUUCAUGUCGGAAAAGGUCAACAAAGCCUCCUUUGUACAAAGCGAAGUGAUUGAGAGUUUGAUGGUGGCGGUCGAAGACUUGUACGCCCGCUACUUUGAACGCGGUAAUCGCAAAAUCGCAGUGUCCAAACUUCGUCACACCAUCAACAAAUCCGGUGAUUUCUCGCCGAAUACUUUCCGCUCUGGCCUUUUGUUGAUGGGUGGAGUUUUGUUUUCCGUUAAGGCCUUAGUUGAUGCUACUUCAAAUCUCCACGCGGAUGAGGUAGCUACACAGGUCCAGACUAGUUAUUUGCUACAGAUUUACGGCGGUUACUUCCUCAUCGUUUUUCAUGUGUUGCUCUUCUGCUUAGAUUGCAUGAUUUGGACAAAGUCGAAGAUUAACCACGCAUUUGUUUUCGAAUAUGAUUCCCGACACACUUUGGAGUGGCGUCAGCUACUUGAGAUUCCGUCUUUCUUCUUUUUCUUAAUGGGUCUGUUCAUGUGGCUCAACUUCUCGUGGUAUAAUGACAUGUACAUCUACUGGCCCGUCGUCCUUAUUGGCUUGACAGUCUUUAUUGUCUUCUUGCCGGCUCGUGUUCUUUACCACAGAAGUCGCAAAUGGUUUGCUUUCUCGAAUUGGCGUCUAUUGCUCGCCGGAAUUUACCCUGUCGAGUUUCGUGAUUUCUUCCUUGGCGACAUGUAUUGCUCCCAAACAUACGCCAUGGGGAACAUCGAGCUCUUCUUCUGUCUAUACGCCUCGUAUUGGGACUACCCGCCCAAGUGUAAUUCCUCGCACUCUCGGCUGUUAGGGUUCUUUCAGUGUCUUCCCUCGGUUUGGCGGGCAUUUCAAUGUAUUCGCCGCUACUCUGAUACAAAGAAUGCAUUCCCCCAUCUACUCAACUUGGGCAAGUACAUAUUUGGUGUCCUUUACUAUGCCACUCUGAGCAUGUACCGCAUCGACCUCCAGACACGUUUCCAAGCCACAUUCAUCACCUUCGCUCUUUUGAACGCCGUCUACACCUCGGUCUGGGAUCUAAUCAUGGACUGGAGUCUGGGCAAUCCGUACGCCAAGAAUCCCAUGCUCCGCGAAGUCCUUGCCUUCCGUCGGGUAUGGGUAUACUACGCUGCCAUGGUGCUUGACGUCGUCGUCCGCUUCAAUUGGAUCUUCUACGCAAUUUUCAUCCGGAAUAUCCAGCAGUCGGCCCUACUAAGUUUCAUGGUAUCCGUUUCAGAAGUCUGCCGCCGCGGCGUCUGGUCUAUCUUCCGUGUUGAAAACGAGCACUGCACAAAUGUCCUCCUCUUCCGCGCUUCUCGCGAUGUGCCCCUCCCCUAUGAUAUUCCAUCACCAGCUGCAGCCCUCGACGGCGCACCGGAGGAUUUGCAGCUGCAAGACAGCCAGCACCCAUCUACGCCCUUCAUGGCCCCUGGCGACGUCGAGCAUGGCACCCCAUCUGUGUCCAGCAUGCGCGCCCGCCACCGCCGCCCUUCGGUGACCAUUAGUCGUGUCGGUACGAUUGUUGCCUCGGCGCAUGCCCAGGAUUUCGAGCGCAGACGUCUGCCAAACUAUCUGUCCAGCGCGAGCGUAGGACAGGAUAUGGCACACGAUGACAGCACCGACGAGGACGACGAGGUCGAUCUGAGCACCGACGAAGAUUCAGGGUCGCAUGUUACUGAGACGUACGAAGGUCAGCAGUCAAGACCGGGAUCGGAGCGCAGGGACAUGAUGGGACGGAUUGUUGAGUAG
Molecule: messenger RNA, 3081 nt
Organism: Penicillium paradoxum
Lineage: Eukaryota; Fungi; Ascomycota; Eurotiomycetes; Eurotiales; Aspergillaceae
Product: SPX and EXS domain-containing protein
Exons: 5
Coding region: 1-3081 (1026 amino acids)
Biological process (GO): cellular response to phosphate starvation; phosphate ion transport
Cellular component (GO): plasma membrane; cytoplasm; Golgi apparatus
Molecular function (GO): inositol hexakisphosphate binding
Source: RefSeq, a predicted model, not a curated record